Messenger RNA from Balearica regulorum gibbericeps (East African grey crowned-crane), 836 nucleotides. RefSeq names its product RNA guanine-7 methyltransferase activating subunit (gene RAMAC). Gene Ontology annotation, molecular function: RNA binding. Gene Ontology annotation, biological process: RNA 5'-cap (guanine-N7)-methylation. Lineage: Eukaryota; Metazoa; Chordata; Aves; Gruiformes; Gruidae. Gene Ontology annotation, cellular component: mRNA capping enzyme complex. The record is from RefSeq and is a predicted model, not a curated record.
AAGUUUUCAGAAUGACUUCCUUGGUUGACACGCCCCUGAAUUAUGAAAAGAUGUUUGCUCAUCGAUUCACAUCAGAUGAUAAAGAAUACCAAGAAUAUCUGAAACGCCCUGCAGAUCCCCCUCCUAUAGUUGAAGAAUGGAGAAAUAGAUCUGGUGGCAACCAGAGAAACAGAGAUCGGUUUCAAGAUGGUAGAUAUUUUAGAGGGGACAGAUACAACUGGCAAGGUGACUAUAGAUCUAAUCAGAGGCCAGAAAGAAGUUGGGGUAAUAACUACCAGCAGCACAGACAAGGACAAUCGUACUCUUCCCACUAUGGACAAUACAGCUACAACUCCUACAACCCAGGGCCUCGUUACCAUCCUUACUGAUGAUACUUGUCGUUUGAAAGUCCAGUAAUUUGUGUAACAAAUUGAGUUAGACUUCAGUUUUCUUAUUUUGCCACAGUUGUAACGAUAACUGAAGAGUCAGUAUUACAUUCCAUUGCUGUUUGUUUGUAGUGUAAAUUGAAGAAGGGAAUACCUUUUAUGAAUAAUAAAAGUGUAUUAUACAGAGUUUGUUUAGAGUCUGUAGAUCUUAGAUUAAAUUUCUAUUUCAUAUUCUUUUGUCUGAAUACAUACUAUUACACUUCUUCCAUCACUGCGGUUUCUCUCUUACAUUUUAGAAAGCACAACAGGUUGGGAAGAUAGCUGUGGUUUGUGUGCAGCUUGUAGCAGUGGCACGUUGCCUUAAGAUAGUUCUUUUUGAAAGCGACAUACUGUCUUUCUCUGGAGAGAAUUUCUUAGUUUGGCUUUUGAUAGAAAAGCUUAGUUUGGUUUGAAUUUCAGAUGUCUGAAACU